AUGGCGGGUACCGGCCGUUCCCCUGUAUCUGAAGCGUCUCGAAAAUCGUCGCGUCAUCUCGAAGUGCCGGUGGCGCUUUCCCUCCUCCUCGUGACCCUAGCGCUCUUCCUGGCGCCAAUUGCGGCCAACAACUGCCCUUCCUUCCGGCCAAUCGGCGUCGAGUGCCCUCCCGCCACGUCAGCAGAAUCCGCGUCCGCAUCCGCCACCGCAAAUCCCGCCUGCAAAUCGCAGGCUUACCUGGGCCGAUUCGCCGUGCAGGGCUCGAAGCGCUUCCGCCUCCCCGCGCUCCCCAAUGGCGUUCCGCUUCCGCCGGGCGCGCUCUCUGCGGACUGCUGCGCGGAGUGCCAGCAGCGCGCCGAUUGCGCCUACUGGAACAUCCUGCUCCGCUCGCGCCGCUGCCUGCUCUUCGCUGCUGACGUGUGCGCCGCGGACGGCCCGGCGGUGUUUCUUCCCGGCGAGGAGAACGCUUUCGUUGGGACUCGAUACUGCAACGCAACCACGUCUAUAACGCGUACAACGGCCAACACUGCCGAGACCACAGAAGACGACAGCACACCCUCCGAGAGCGCGCUUUCUGUUUUCGAGGACGCUACUGACGAGGAUGAGCAGGAGGCGGCAGAGGGGCAGGCGGAGGAGAGAGCGGAAGCGGAGGAGGAGCACGACGCGCAUGUGAUGGGCGUGUUUGAAGGGGACAUGGCGAGAAUGCACGCAGAGGAGGCGGAAGAGUUGAAGAUCGUUGAAGCAGCGUCUCAGGCGCAGCCGCAGGGGCAGGAGCAGCAGCAGCGGCAGGAAGAGGCGGCGUAUCAGAACAACCCUGAGGCGAUGGCUGCUUUGGAGCUGGAGGUAAUGCAAGGCGAUGAGCAGGCGCGGAAAGAGCAGACGGAGCAGACGGAGCAGCCUCAUAGCGUCGAAGUCUUUGAGCUUUUCGAGCUCCAGCAGCAGCAGCACCAGGAGGGGGAGGCGCAAGGAGAGAAGAACCCUGAGCCGUUUCAGGAGAAUUCUCAGGUGAUGCAGCAGAUUGAGGGGGAGGGCGUGGCAGCGCAGCAGGCAGAAGAGCGCUCUACCAUUCAAGGCAUGGAAGCCUUUGAGGAGGACGCGAAUGAAGAGAAGGAAGAGGAGCGAGAGAAGGAAGAGGCAGCUCGGGCUGCGGCGGUGAAAGAGAUAGAGGAGGAGGAGAUCCCCAUCCGUCUCGUGUCCUUCUCCCUUGUCGACCCCAGCUCUCAAGUCACAAGCCAAGCAGCCGCCAUGGAAGCAGAGGAGGCGGAGAGAAAAAGCAACGAGGAGGCGAAGAGAGACACAGACGCCAAACAGGCUGCCUGGAGGGACCUGGAGCAGCAGGAGAUUCCAGUGAAACUGACCUCAUAUGAAAUGGUGGACUCUAAUUCUCUUGCCGUGAGCCAAGCAGCAGCAAUGGAGGAAGAGGUGGAGAGGCAGGCAGACGCCAGUGCAACCGCUCUCAGGGACCUGGAGGAGCAAGAGAUUCCUGUGAAGCUAACCUCAUAUGAGAUGGUGGACGCUGGUUCACUGGCUGACAGGCAAGCAGAGGCGAUGGAGCAAGAAGAGGUGGAGAGGCAGGAGAGUGAGAGAGCAGCAGUGUUGAGGCAGCUGGAGGAGCAAGAGAUUCCAGUGCGGCUAAACCUGAGAGGGCACUCUGCCUUCCACACGGCGUCCUAA
Messenger RNA from Closterium sp. Naga37s-1, 1674 nucleotides. The record is from the annotation of a GenBank genome assembly. NCBI's taxonomy places the organism in Eukaryota, Viridiplantae, Streptophyta, Zygnematophyceae, Desmidiales, Closteriaceae.